Messenger RNA from Fusarium tjaetaba, 1632 nucleotides. RefSeq lists its product as uncharacterized. The coding region runs from base 1 to 1632 and encodes 543 amino acids. The transcript has a single exon. The record is from RefSeq and is a predicted model, not a curated record. Lineage: Eukaryota; Fungi; Ascomycota; Sordariomycetes; Hypocreales; Nectriaceae.
AUGACUCGAAUGUCGUACCAAUGCACCCUUCGGGACGACGGCAGUCUGCCCCUCCUGAGCCAUUGUGUUGCGCAAAAAAGCUGCAACCUUGUACAUGACAAUAUCCCCCGUUCGGCCCGAAACCAGACCUCUACUGAACCCUCUCCAAACGCCUCUAUCUUCCCCUCCUCUUCUUCUUCUUCGACCUCUACUCUCAGUCCCAUGGCGGCUGCCCCGCCAGAGAGUUCUGUCCUCUCCUUGCUCAACGGCAUCAGCCCUCGUCUAGCGGUAAAGGAACUCGAGGUUGUUCCUUCGGCUCGACUGCAGCGUCUUUAUAAUGUCAAGGUUACAGAGGGCCCGAGUCUUCUAUUGGCGCUACCCCCACCUGCGGUUAUACGGUUGCUACGCGCUGAGAAGUCGACCCUUGGUACUGAAGCUGCUGUGCUCAAGUGGCUUUCCGCUGUUGCGAGAGAGAGGAAAAUCUGCUCCGGCGUUGGGUCUGAAGAAGCUACAAGCAGGACAGUUGAAACCCCUGUAGCGAAGGAGACCAAUUCUCAACUUUUGGCUGGAUACUUACCUACCUUUGUUCGGCAUGAGUCUAUUGGUGGUGUACUACCAGUUGAAUAUAACCUCAUCCGACCGCCGAGAGGCACUCCCAUAUCCACACUAUCAAGGCCCCUAGACUCCCGUGAGCAAUUGUCGGUGGACUUCCAAACAGGCCAACUACUCCGUCGCAUAUCCAGCCAAGUUUCACCAACCAGGAGAUUUGGCAUUGCCGCUGACGUCCUAUCAGUAUCUCCUUCAGUUGUCCAUCACCCCCCACCACGUUUUGAAGGAAGCUUGACUGAUUCAAAGGGUGCUGACUCCUGGAGAGUAGCAUUUCACAGUCUGUUGGAAUCGGUCCUUCGAGAUGGAGAGGACUUGACCAUUAUGUUCAAUUACAACAACAUUCGACACCAUUUCGAGCGUUUCCAACAUCUGCUUGAUGCAGUAACGAAACCGCGACUUGUUGUCUUGGAUGCCGGCGAAGAGUCCAAUACAUUAAUACACCGCCCAUACGAAAGCGAGAAGAAAUCUAUACUCCCUAAAGAGGUGCAGCCACAACCGAACUUAGGAAAAGGGGUUUCGAGGAAACCGGGGAAUGAUGGAAAGGUGGGACAAGACUACAGGAUAGUCUUGCAGGAUGGCAUCAGCAGAAAGGCGGAUUACAUGAUAACAGAUGAGCCAAGCCAAAACCCCAUCGAAGUAACUGGUUUACGGCAAUGGAGCAAUUGCGUCUUCGGUGAUCCCCUCAUGGCCACCGUCUUCAGCAAACAACCAAAUCUCUCAGAUGAUUUCUGGCGAGGAUUCGACAACCCACUACCAGGUGAAACGACGGCAAGCAUCAUCGAAGAUCGGGACAAUGCACACAUUCGCAUCCUUCUCUACGAGUGUUAUCACGCGGUGGUCACUCUGGUGGGGGAGUACUAUAGGCCGCAGACCGACAGCAGCAGGCGAGAACUUGCAGCUCGAAAACAUCUCGGCAAUGUGCUGGCUCGGCUUGAAGAACUUGACGACCGGGGCCAGCAGAGGCGUAGGCGUAUGAGUGGUGAGAUGUCACCUGCGAAGAGACCGCGCUCCGGACAGGAGAGCGACGAAGAUAGCGAACCUUGA